AUGGGAAAGUUUUGGAACAUAAUAGGACUGCUUAUAGUGUUCAUUGCAAUGUACAUUGCAUACACAGCGAGAAAUACCUUCGAUCCAGAAAGCAUACGUGGGAAGCGAGUGGUUGUCACUGGUGCAAGUACCGGUAUUGGAGAAAAAGUCGCCUACCAAUAUGCAAAGCUGGGAGCCAAUAUAUUAAUCACUGCUCGAAGAGAGAUCCGUCUUAAACAGGUAGUGAAGAAAUGUUUAGAAUUGGGUGCCCAAUCCGCACAUUACAUUUCUCUAGACAUGCAAGUUAUUAACGAGACUGGUAAAUUGAUAACUGAAGCUGAGAAGAUACUCGGUGGAUUGGAUUAUCUCGUUUUAAACCACGCCAUCUACAACAUGAAAUUAUGGGAUGGCGAUAUCGAAAGACUUCAUGCACUAAUGAAUAUCAACUUUGUUUCCUAUGUGAAUCUAGCAACCAAAGCACUACCCAUGCUGUCAACGUCUAAUGGUAGCAUCGCUGUGGUCUCAUCUGGUACAGGCCUGUUUAGUUUGCCCGGUGCGGUUUCCUAUUCUGCCUCAAAACACGCCUUGAAUGGGUUCUUUGAAGGAUUGAGACUUGAACUCAAAUAUAAGGAAAUCGAUGUAGCUGUAACAUUGCUUUUACUUGGUGGUAUAACCACUGAUCAUGUGAUUGAUAUGUUACCGAAUCGUGACACUUUGGCACAUUUUGGUGACCCAACUGAGGCUGCCUCAUUCAUCGUGAAAGCCACAAGUUCCAAACAGACAUGGGCUUACUACCCUUGGGUUGGUGUAAGAACCAUGGAAAUAAUACAUACUAUUUCACGUGAUCUAAUUCAUGUCAUGAUAGCAAACUGGUUUUUCCCAAUGCUGAGAAUACUGAAGAUAUAG
Molecule: messenger RNA, 885 nt
Organism: Saccoglossus kowalevskii
Lineage: Eukaryota; Metazoa; Hemichordata; Enteropneusta; Harrimaniidae
Product: hydroxysteroid 11-beta-dehydrogenase 1-like protein
Cellular component (GO): intracellular membrane-bounded organelle
Molecular function (GO): oxidoreductase activity
Source: RefSeq, a predicted model, not a curated record